AUGACGCGCUGGGCGUCUGCACCGCGCGCUUUUGCGCAGGAGAUUGGUGUUGUUGAGGAGGGUGUCGGCCAUGGCUUCGCGGACGGAGGAGUCCAUGGAGGGGACGCGGAGGCCUUCUUGGGAAAUGAGAUUGAGGAGAAAACAGGUGGCUUUGAGUUUGGGAAUGUCGAGGGUGUGAGUGCGCUUGUCUGUCGCGUCGAUAAUGGUCUUGAGGACAUGGCUCAUUUCUGCCCUGAUGUCGUUGAGGAGAUGAUUGUCAGGAUGGGCAAAUAUGUGCAGAAGCAUCCAGAACGCGGCUGGGGAGGUGUUCGCGACCGUGGCGAUGGUGAGCGCGGUCUCGGAUUUGGCGGUGUCGGCAAGGGGUACGCCGUGGCGCUGGUGGGCGAGCAAAUUAUCUUGCUUGAGCUCCAAGACACUCGAGGCGUGGCCGUUGCGGUAACAAUGUUCAAGAAGGGUGCGUACAUGAAUGAUGCAUCGCAAACUUCAUGCACUCGGAAUGGGUUGCCAUCAUACAGACACUCUCCGCCGUAG
Bacidia gigantensis is the source of this 531-nucleotide messenger RNA. RefSeq lists its product as uncharacterized. The record is from RefSeq and is a predicted model, not a curated record. Lineage: Eukaryota; Fungi; Ascomycota; Lecanoromycetes; Lecanorales; Ramalinaceae. The coding region runs from base 1 to 531 and encodes 176 amino acids. The transcript has 2 exons.